AACAGCCAACAGUAGCUAUGUGGGGCGGUGUCCAGGCGGACAUAGAUCAGCCUCCACUUUACGCAUCAUUGACUCGCGUAGGUGAACCCACGCUCUUUAGGUUAUUGGUGGGAUGUUAUUUGUUGUCUAGAGUAAAGAUAGGCAAUCGCUUUAAAACACUAAGUGCAUUCGAGGUGAAGCCAUCGUCAGUGGAGUCACAUAAAGUUUUGGUCAUGGGAGCGCGUGAAUGGAGCUCGGCGCGCCUCAGCGUUGUACUUGUCGGAUAUGUUUUGUCCGGAAUGAUGCUUCCCGCGGCGGAGGCUGGCUGCAGGGAGAGGGACAGGCCAACCUGCUGCACCGGGAGGAAUAACGAGUGCUUUGAAUACACAAAGAGAAAAACAGUGUGCUACUGCGAUGCGUACUGUCAGAAAACAAGAGACUGCUGCGAGGAUUACCAGCAAGUGUGCCAGAUAUCUGCAGCCAUUGACUGUGAGGUGGGCCCAUGGGGCUCUUGGUCUCCGUGCACCUCUCCCUGUGGCAUUGGCAGCACAGAGAGGAGUCGACAAGUGUCCGUCCCACCCAGAAACGGAGGAAUGCCCUGUCCGGACCUCAAGCAGCGCCGCGGUUGCUAUGGAAACAACGCAGUCUGUAGCUCAGCCAAAGAGGUGGCAAAGAUCCUGCCUGAUUCAUACAAGAGGAACUUCAAGGACCCAUGGAGAAGGCCACACAUGAUGAUGAAGGAGGAGAAGGCCAGCUACUGUGUGUACCUGAGAGUGAAGCAGGCCAGCGUCACAUGUAAACUGAAGCUGUGGAGUGCUCAACUGGUGAGGGACAGACUCCUCUGUGCAGAGUGUCAGAGCGAUGCCAUGUCCAAAUCAGACCGCUGUGGAGGAGAUGGUCUGGAGGGGUCCAGGACCUUCUGGGUGGCAGCCUCGGUUUCUGGUUGCCAUGGCUCCUGGGUGAGAGAGUCUUCGUCUGAGGGCUGUCACUGUCCACCAUACUCUGUGCUCUUUGUGUGAGUCCAUUUGUCUAAACACAGGAGCAACACAAAACAAGCUACAAGAGACUUUCUAUAGAGUUUACACCACUGAACAUCACCAGCAUCCUGCCACUAUUUCCACUGUAUUGUAUUGACAAUGAUAAAUAAGCUCACAGCAAUAGCAUUUUAAAGCCACAUUAAGUCAUUUUUCUUCCUAAAACACACAAGCCUCUGUAUUGCUUUUGCUUAUCUACCUCCUUUAUUGUAGGUGCAUAAGUUGUGAUGCACCAUGUACAAAUGAAUAGGUCUAUUAUUUUGCUUUAUACAUUUUAUAUUUUGAUGGUGUUAUGUACUGUAAAUGUAAUGUGCCUAAAGUUGUCCAGUCUAAAAAAGUGCAGAAGUUAGGGAUUUUUACAUUUUACUUAAAUAUUUAAUGAGUGUGUGACAUAAAUUACACCAUGUGACCUACAUGCCAAAUGCAAUGCCAGCUUAAUUGACUCUCAGGUCUGGAGCUUAACUAUUAUGUUGAGUUCAUAAUUGAAUGGAGUACAAACAAGGCACAAGUGUUAAUUUGUUUGCUUUGUUUUUUUUUUGUUUUUGUUUUUUUUAAGAAUUAACAUUUAAACUCCGAAUCAACAAAUUAAAGGGCAAGAUUUCUGAUGGCAGGUGCACCAACUGCUUGUCUCCAAGGAGAUAAUGGCAUACUGUGGAACAUUCCAAACCAAACCAAUCUACAUCAACAUCAACAAGUACACCUUCCUCCAGAAAAGUUACACAGUGCACCUUUUAAAAUCUCCACAUUCCUAUAGUUUUUCUAUUUACACAUGCAGCCUGUAGACUGAUGUUAGUGCUAAUAUCAGUAACACCUGUCUACUUUUACGAGUUAAAGGUCUUAUGUGUAAAGCUUUAGUACAAAUUCAACAGGAAGGCACAAUCUAACUAAGAGCUGUUACACGCAAUUUAUCAAUUAACAAGAAAACCUCCCCUCACUCCCAGGAAAUCUGCUACCAGUCCUCCUCAU
Molecule: messenger RNA, 1979 nt
Organism: Boleophthalmus pectinirostris (great blue-spotted mudskipper)
Lineage: Eukaryota; Metazoa; Chordata; Actinopteri; Gobiiformes; Gobiidae
Product: somatomedin-B and thrombospondin type-1 domain-containing protein
Exons: 5
Coding region: 18-998 (326 amino acids)
Source: RefSeq, a predicted model, not a curated record